Lampris incognitus (smalleye Pacific opah) is the source of this 5985-nucleotide messenger RNA. RefSeq names its product myosin-1-like. Gene Ontology annotation, cellular component: myosin complex. Gene Ontology annotation, molecular function: ATP binding; actin filament binding; cytoskeletal motor activity. The coding region runs from base 88 to 5985 and encodes 1965 amino acids. NCBI's taxonomy places the organism in Eukaryota, Metazoa, Chordata, Actinopteri, Lampriformes, Lampridae. The transcript has 39 exons. The record is from RefSeq and is a predicted model, not a curated record.
CACACACGUCAUUAUAUUCGAAAUCACAAACACGGUGCUAACCUUAAAUCCUGUAAUCUUCAGUCCCCUCCGGGGUUUGUUGAAGACAUGAGUUCUGAUGCUGAAAUGGCGGUCUUUGGGGAGGCUGCCCCAUACCUGAGGAAACCUGAACGAGAGAGGAUUGAAGCCCAGAACAGGCCGUUUGAUGCCAAGACAGCGGUGUUUGUGGUUGAUCCAAAGGAGCUGUAUGCCAAAGGCACUCUCCAAGGCAAAGAGGGGGGCAAAGUCACUGUUAAAACAGAUGCUGGACAGGUGCUAAUGGUGAAGGAUGACCAAGUCUUUCCUAUGAACCCACCGAAGUUCGACAAGAUUGAGGACAUGGCCAUGAUGACCCACCUCAACGAGGCUUCCGUGUUGUAUAACCUCAAAGAGCGUUAUGCGGCCUGGAUGAUCUAUACCUACUCUGGGCUGUUCUGCGUCACGGUAAACCCGUACAAGUGUCUCCCAGUGUAUAAGCAGGAGGUCGUGGUGGCCUACAGGGGCAAAAAGCGCCAAGAGGCUCCACCACACAUCUUCUCCAUCUCUGACAAUGCCUAUCAAUUCAUGCUUACUGAUAGAGAGAAUCAGUCUAUCCUUAUCACUGGAGAAUCUGGUGCAGGCAAGACUGUGAACACCAAACGUGUCAUCCAAUACUUUGCGACAAUCGCCGUAUCGGGGGACAGAAAGAAAGACGCUGCUGCCUCGGGCAAAAUGAAGGGGACUCUGGAGGACCAGAUCAUUUCUGCCAACCCAUUGCUGGAAGCCUUUGGAAAUGCCAAGACAGUCCGAAAUGAUAACUCCUCUCGUUUUGGCAAAUUCAUAAGAAUUCACUUUGCAACUACAGGAAAGCUGGCUUCCGCUGACAUUGAAACUUACCUGCUGGAAAAAUCCAGAGUAACGUUUCAGCUGGUUGCUGAGAGGAGCUAUCAUAUCUUCUACCAGAUCAUGUCCAACAAAAAGCCUGAGCUGAUAGAGACUCUUCUCAUCUCCACCAACCCUUACGACUACCCAUUUAUAAGCCAAGGGGAAAUCAGUGUGGCUAGUAUUGAUGACAGCGAGGAACUGAUGGCCACCGAUAGUGCCGUUGACGUCCUAGGCUUUACCGGAGAGGAGAAGAUUGGCAUAUACAAGCUAACUGGUGCUGUGUUGCAUUAUGGGAACAUGAGGUUCAAACAGAAGCAGAGAGAGGAGCAGGCAGAGCCAGACGGCACAGAGGUGGCUGACAAGGCAGCUUACCUCAUGGGCCUAAACUCUGCUGACCUGCUUAAGUCCUUGUGCUACCCGAGAGUGAAGGUUGGGAAUGAGUAUGUGACCAAAGGACAGACUGUGCAGCAGGUCUACAAUUCCAUUGGCGCUUUGGCCAAGUCCGUCUACGAGAAAAUGUUCCUGUGGAUGGUCAUUCGCAUUAACCAGAUGUUAGAUACCAAGCAGCCGAGGCAAUUCUUCAUAGGCGUCUUGGAUAUUGCUGGGUUUGAGAUUUUCGAUUAUAACAGUCUGGAACAGCUGUGUAUCAACUUCACCAAUGAGAAACUGCAACAGUUUUUCAACCACCACAUGUUUGUACUGGAGCAAGAGGAGUAUAAGAAGGAAGGUAUAGAAUGGACGUUCAUUGACUUUGGAAUGGACUUGGCUGCAUGUAUAGAGCUCAUUGAAAAGCCGAUGGGCAUUUUCUCCAUUCUUGAAGAGGAGUGUAUGUUCCCCAAGGCUUCAGACACCACAUUCAAGAACAAGCUGUAUGACCAGCAUCUUGGGAAAUCAAACAACUUUCAGAAGCCCAAGCCUGUCAAAGGCAAGGCCGAGGCUCACUUCUCCCUGGUGCACUAUGCUGGCACGGUAGACUACAGCAUCACCGGCUGGCUGGACAAGAACAAGGAUCCUCUGAAUGAAACCGUAGUUCAGCUCUACCAGAAAGCUGGCCUGAAGCUGCUGUCAUUCCUCUACUCUAGUUACUCUUCAUCUGACGAAAGUACUGGCGUUGCUGGUAAGAAAACAGCAAAGAAGAAGGGCUCAUCCUUCCAAACAGUGUCGGCCCUCUUCAGGGAAAACCUGGGAAAGCUGAUGACAAAUCUGCGCAGCACCCAUCCUCAUUUCGUAAGAUGUCUGAUUCCAAAUGAGACCAAAACUCCAGGGGUCAUGGAGAACCAUUUGGUCAUUCAUCAGCUGCGAUGCAACGGCGUGUUGGAAGGAAUCCGAAUCUGCAGAAAGGGCUUCCCAAGUAGAAUACUGUAUGGGGACUUCAAGCAAAGGUACAAAGUACUGAAUGCCAGUGUGAUCCCUGAUGGCCAGUUUAUUGACAACAAAAAAGCCGCAGAGAAGUUACUGGGCUCAAUUGAUGUGGACCACAAUCAGUACAAAUUUGGGCACACCAAGGUGUUCUUCAAAGCAGGACUCUUGGGUCUGUUAGAGGAGAUGAGGGAUGAGAAACUGGCCUCUCUCAUCACUAUUACUCAAGCCUUGUGCCGAGGCUUCCUCCAGAGGAGGGAGUUCCAGAAAAUGAUGGAGAGAAGAGAAUCCAUCUACAUUGUUCAGUACAACAUCCGCUCCUUCAUGAAUGUGAAACAUUGGCCAUGGAUGAAGCUGUACUUCAAGCUCAAACCCCUCCUAAGGAGUGCGGAAACUGAGAAGGAGAUGGCCACUAUGAAAGUGGAAUUUGCGAAGUGUAAGGAUGAUCUAGGCAAAGCUGAAACCAAAAGGAGGGAGCUGGAAGCCAAAAUGGUUUCCCUGCUUCAGGAGAAAAAUGAUUUGCUUCUGCAGGUUCAGUCUGAAAGUGAGGGCCUGGCAGAUGCUGAGGAGCGGUGCGAGGGACUGAUAAAGAACAAGAUCCAGCUGGAGGCCAAAGCCAAAGAGCUAAGUGAGAGACUGGAGGAUGAGGAGGAAGUGAACGCUGAGCUGACCACUAAGAAGAGGAAGCUGGAGGAUGAGUGCUCUGAGCUGAAGAAGGACAUUGAUGACCUGGAACUUACCUUGGCCAAAGUGGAGAAGGAGAAACAUGCCACAGAAAAUAAGGUGAAGAAUCUGACAGAGGAAAUGUCGACUCAAGAUGACAUCAUUGCCAAAUUAUCUAAGGAGAAGGCGGCCCUCCAAGAGGCCCACCAAAGGACACUGGAUGACCUACAGGCAGAGGAAGACAAGGCCAACUCUCUGACCAAAGCCAAGGUCAAGCUGGAACAACAAGUGGAUGAUCUUGAGGGUUCUCUGGAGCAAGAAAAAAAGAUCCGGAUGGAUAUAGAGCGAGCCAAAAGAAAGCUUGAAGGUGAUCUGAAACUAUCACAAGAGUCCAUAAUGGAUCUAGACAACGACAAGCAGCAGCUGGAGGAUCGCCUUAAAAAGAAAGACUUUGAAUUCAGCUCAUUAGUAGCAAAAAUCGAGGAUGCACAUAGUAUGGCUGUACAAUCGCAGAAGAAGAUCAAGGAGCUUCAGGCUCGGAUCGAAGAGCUAGAGGAAGAGAUUGAGGCCGAGCGUCUUGCCAGGGCCAAGGUGGAGAAACAGAGAGCUGAUCUCUCCAGGGAGCUGGAGGAGAUCAGUGAGAGACUAGAGGAGGCCGGAGGGGCCACUGCCUCGCAGAUCGAGAUGAACAAAAAGCGAGAGGCUGAGUUUCAGAAACUCAGACGAGACCUUGAGGAGUCGACUCUCCAUAACGAAGCCACGGCAGCGACUCUGAGGAAGAAACAUGCCGACACUGUGGCCGAGCUUGGAGAGCAGAUCGACAACCUGCAGCGGGUGAAACAGAAGCUGGAGAAAGAGAAGAGUGAAUACAAGAUGGAGACCGACGACCUCUCAAGCAACAUAGAGGUCAUAACCAAGGGAAAGGCGAAUUAUGAGAAACUGUGUCGCUCUCUAGAGGACCAGCUUAGUGAAUACAAGACAAAACACGAUGAGCACAUUUGUCUGAUCAAUGAAAUCAAUGCUCAAAGGGCACGACUUCAGACUGAUAAUGGUGAGAUGUCGCGUUCUCUUGAGGAGAAAGAUACAAUACUUUCUCAAAUGUCAAGGGCUAAGCUUGCAUUCACUCAACAAAUUGAGGAACUGAAGAGGCAGGCUGAGGAAGACACAAAGGCCAAGAAUGCUCUUGCCCAUGCCCUCCAAUCUGCUCGCCAUGACUGCGACCUGCUGAGGGAACAGUUUGAGGAGGAGCAGGAGGCAAAGGCUGAGCUCCAGAGAGGCAUGUCCAAAGCUAACAGUGAGGUGGCCCAAUGGAGAGCCAAAUAUGAGACCGAUGCCAUCCAGCGCACCGAUGAACUGGAGGAAGCAAAGAAGAAACUGGCUCAGCGUUUGCAGGAGGCUGAGGAGGCCAUUGAGGCAGUGAACACUAAGUGUUCAUCCUUGGAGAAGACCAAGCAGCGGCUGCAGAGCGAGGUGGACGACCUCAUGGCUGAGGUGGAAAAGGCAAAUACACAAGCAUCUGUCCUGGAUAAAAAGCAGAGAAACUUUGAUAAGAUUCUUGCUGAGUGGAAGCAGAAGUACGAGGAGAGCCAGGCUGAGCUGGAGGGUUUACAGAAAGAGUCUCGUUCCCUCAGCACCGAGCUUUUCAAAAUAAAAAACUCUUAUGAGGAAGCUUUGGAUCAUCUAGAGGGUCUCAAACGAGAAAAUAAGAAUUUGCAACAGGAAAUUUCUGAUCUGACUGAACAACUUGGGGAGAAUGGCAAAGCCAUCCAUGAGCUUGAGAAGAGUAAAAAACAAACUGAGAAUGAGAAGACAGAGAUCCAAUCUGCUUUAGAGGAGGCUGAGGCUUCUUUGGAACACGAGGAAUCCAAAAUUCUUCGCAUCCAGUUGGAGCUCACCCAGGUGAAAGGGGAAGUAGACCGUAGGCUGGCAGAGAAGGAGGAGGAGAUAGAGCAGAUGAAGCGCAACUACCAGCGUGUUGUCGAAACCAUGCAGUCAGCAUUAGACUCUGAGAUACGCAGCAGGAACGAUGCCAUGAGAAUCAGGAAGAAGAUGGAGACCGAUCUCAAUGAGAUGGAGAUCCAGCUGAGCCACGCCAACCGGCAGGCAACAGAAGCCCAGAAGCAGCUGAGGAAUGUCCAAGUACACCUCAAGGAACAAACCAUUCAUCUGGAUGAGGCGCUACAUAGCCAGGAGGACCUGAAGGAGCAGGUGGCCAUAACGGAGCGUAGGAGUGCUCUGAUGCAGGCAGAGAUCGAGGAGCUCAGGGCGGCUGUGGAGCAGACUGAGAGGAGCCGCAGAAUGGCCGAACAGGAGCUGACGGACGCCUGUGAGAGAGUGGGGCUGCUGCACUCUCAGAAUACUAGCCUCCUCAGCUCCAAGAAGAAGCUGGAUGCGGAUGUCAGUCACCUUCAGGGUGAAGUGGAGGAUGCAGUCCAAGAGGCUCGCAAUGCAGAGGAAAAGGCCAAGAAGGCUAUCACUGAUGCGGCCAUGAUGGCUGAGGAGCUGAAGAAGGAGCAGGACACUUGUGGUCACCUGGAGAGGAUGAAGAAGAACCUGGAGGCCUCAGUGAAGGAUCUGCAGCACCGUCUGGAUGAGGCUGAGAAUCUGGCUUUGAAGGGAGGAAAGAAGCAGCUUCAGAAACUGGAGGCUCGGGUGCGCGAGCUGGAGGGUGAAGUGGAGGGCGAACAGAAAAGAGGCGCUGAUGCCAUCAAGGGAAUACGCAAGUACGAGAGGAGAGUCAAGGAGCUGAGCUACCAGACGGAGGAGGACAAGAAGACUAUCUUGAGGCUCCAGGAUUUAGUGGACAAGCUGCAACUGAAAGUCAAGUCCUACAAACGUCAGACUGAGGAGGCUGAGGAGCAAGCCAAUGUCCAACUGGCUAAGCUGAGGAAGGUGCAGCAUGAGCUGGAAGAGGCGGGGGAGCGGGCCGACAUCGCCGAGUCCCAGGUCAACAAGAUGAGAGCCAAAACUAGAGAUUUUGGAAAGGUGAUUGUUGAUCAAAUAAUGUCAAUAGUUGUGUGGUCUUUGUCUGUGGAGGUGGGUCAGCAGGGUUCUCAGCCUCUGAAGCUGGGUUUGAUUUAG